Molecule: messenger RNA, 1521 nt
Organism: Lytechinus pictus (painted urchin)
Lineage: Eukaryota; Metazoa; Echinodermata; Echinoidea; Temnopleuroida; Toxopneustidae
Product: trace amine-associated receptor 6-like
Exons: 2
Coding region: 128-1369 (413 amino acids)
Biological process (GO): G protein-coupled receptor signaling pathway
Cellular component (GO): membrane
Molecular function (GO): G protein-coupled receptor activity
Source: RefSeq, a predicted model, not a curated record
GAACGAGUGACAAUUUAUCCCAGCCACGGCCACGUGAAGUUUAUCGUCGGUGAAUAUCGUCUGCUGCUAUUCGUUGAGUUGAUUUGCCUUCAGAUUCGGAUAUAUUCACUUGUUUAUAUAAGCCAUCAUGGCCAUGACAAUGUAUGGAUCGACCUUUUUCAUCCUCCUCUUGAUAUCGGCCAUCGAAUUUCAACAAAACAGCGCUCAGAUUACUGAGGAACUUCUCCAUGUCCCAGGAAACGGUUCGGAGGUUCUGUCAUCAGAAUAUGCAACGGAAAUCAACCUGUCGUUUGCUACCGAUACCUAUGCCAGCCAGACUAGCGACGAACAUCAUACGACGUACCACGAGCCUCAAGGAACGCUUUCCUCUGGAUCAGAUGACCAUACUGGAGAGCUUUGGAUCGCCCAUCAGAUAGUCUGGCCUUGGUGGAAGAUUAUCCAGCUGACAGCAGCCAUUGCUGGUAUCAUUGGAAACCUUCUUGUGAUGCUUGUUGUUUUCAGACCCCAAAAAGCCCGACGUUCUACGGACACGCUUCUUGGUGCCCUGGCCAUAGCCGAUUUCCUGACGUCGGUGUUUCUCAUUCCCAUUCCGGAUGUUUCCAACAUCCCCUACACGUGGCUUGGGGGCUUCUACUGCAAGGUGAUCUACACCGCUCGCUUCAUGUGGAUUUCCGUCAGUGCCUCGAUCUUCACACUUACAUUAAUCUCAGUCGAACGUUACAUCGCUAUUAAGCAACCUUUCAAGUUUCGCUUUUUCUUCAGUCCUACAAGGACAAGAUUGGCAAUAAUCAUCGUUUGGAUCAUGGCUUUUAUCCUCAACAGCUUUGCCUUCUUUGUAUUCUUUGUCGACCCUGAUACUCAGUCCUGCAUCCUUCAAUUCCCUACGGCUAAUGGCGCAGAGGUUCUAGGUAUUACUUCCUUCGUCAUUGUCUUGGUGCUACCCAUGGGAAUCAUGUUGGUGACGCAAUCUCUCACUGCGUUGGCCCUCCAUCGCCAGGCCUCGCGUUUUAAGGCACCAGGCAACGGUGCCACUCAGUCCAGCGAACGCCAUCUCAUUGCUAAGGGGCGCGUCAUCAAACUUAUCUUCGUCAUCAACGUCAUUUUCAUCAUUAGUUGGGGUCCUAAUCAGUCGGCUUACCUGGCAUUCAACCUUGGAUACCUUCCAUUUUCUUAUCUAUACGGGCCAUUGGAUCGAGCUCUUGUUGUUCUGGCGUUUUUUAAUAGCUGCGCCAAUCCUGUCAUCUACACUCUACAGUAUCCCAAAUUUCGUAAGGCUGUCCGCGAUCUGUUCUCUCGGUCCAAUACGGAGAGGGCUCCUAUAUUCGAUCAACCUGAGAAAACCCCGGCUUCGAAUCCUGAGUCCGCGUGACCACAUUCCAGUAUCUUUAUGAUUAAACUUUAGAAACCCAUCCAAAUUCCGUUCCAAAUAAACACAUCGGCGAUAUACAUGUAUAAAUCUCAUUAAGUGUGUUCAUUCAAUUCUUAGUUAACUAUCAUAAUUUCUUCUAGAAUGAAAUAUGA